This is a messenger RNA of Oppia nitens, 2812 nucleotides long. RefSeq lists its product as uncharacterized. The record is from RefSeq and is a predicted model, not a curated record. Gene Ontology annotation, molecular function: RNA binding. Gene Ontology annotation, biological process: SCF-dependent proteasomal ubiquitin-dependent protein catabolic process. Lineage: Eukaryota; Metazoa; Arthropoda; Arachnida; Sarcoptiformes; Oppiidae. The transcript has 11 exons. Gene Ontology annotation, cellular component: SCF ubiquitin ligase complex. The coding region runs from base 275 to 2731 and encodes 818 amino acids.
ACAAAUUGUUUGACAAAAAUUGUAUUACAAUUGCUAUGACUUGUCGUACAAACAGUGCAUACAAUUGACAACGUAUUCAAUGGAAUGCAUUGAAUGUAUUGAAUGAUUGAAUGAUUGUUUUGAAUGUAUUUUAAUAACAAAUUGUUUACCAAAUCGUGUGAUAAUUAAUACUCAAAUGUUUUCACUGAUACCGUCAUCGAUGGUAACAACAAUUGAUAACUUUUUUUGAUUUUGUCAUUUGUGUCAAUCGAUUGAACUAAAGAUUAAGUCAGUGAUGAGUGAAAUGGAGGUCGAGAUGGAGUCGGAUUCGGGCGGCGAUAUGUCUGCGGCUAUCCGUAUGUCCGGUCGUCCAAAUCGUCCCAAUAAUACUGGUUUUGGUCUAAUCGGUGAUUUGUCGCAACCGAGCGGCCAAAGUAUGCCGUAUUCAACGCAAUCUCUGAGCCGAAGAAUGGCUCCGAAUUCAAUUGGUCUUCAGAUGACACCAACAAAGAUGUUAUCGAAUACAUUAAACAACAGAAGAAGUAGUUCUGGUAUAUUCAUCACAAGUAUGUUUAGCUCCCGAUUCAGACAUUUACAGAAAUUACAUUCCGAGGCAUUCCUGGGCCUCAACUCAAUCUGUUUGCCGGGACUUCCAAUGGGCGCCGUUUUUCGGUCAUCACUUCCGGCUACACCUGUGGCCACACCAAUACAUCGCGAGGCGUUUCAACAGUUCUCAGAGCAGGCGCUUCGCGACAGACUUUGCAAAACUCCUUCGCCGCGAAAGAAUCGCGGAUUUCUUCCUUUGGGUUUACAAACUGAUCAACAGAUGAGAUCUGAUUCACGCUGUAGUCAAUCGGGUGGUCACGACUUGACUGAUGUUCAACCUAUGGAUAUUACUUCUCCUAUCGAUGAACCAGUCAUUGAAGACACUAAAGGGGAAGAGUGUACUAAUGGUGGAGGUUUUGGUGAUCACCCGUUUGGAUACAAUGAUCGGUUGCAUCGGAUGCACACCGAGACAGACAUUGAUGGCAACGAAAGGCGACUUUUUGUAGGAAAUAUUAGUUAUAGAGUAACUGAAGCACAAUUAUCGAAAUUUUUCAACAAAUUUGGUAAAGUUUACAAUUGUUGUAUAGUCAAGGAUCACAUUAAAAAGUUACCGAAAGGAUAUGGAUUUAUAACAUUUAAAAAUAUCUGUGAUUUGCAAAAAGUUUUGUCUAUCGAACCAAAUAAACUCAUAUUAGAUAACAGAGCGCUUCGGGUGUUUUUAGCCAAACCUAAAGUAUGCAAACAAAUGAAAGAAGAAGUUAAAGAACUUAUCGAUGAACGUCAGGUUUCAUUGGAGUACCGAAAUUGCCCUCAAAAUACUGUUAUCACAAACAUUGUCAGACAUAAGUUAUCACAAAAUGGGGUCACUUUUGAUGAUUUAGACGACGACUCUAUUGUUUACAUAUUUAAACUGUUGGACUGUUUGAUAGAUCAGACAAAUCUUGAAAGAGUUUGCAUCCGAUGGAAACUACUUAUGAAUCAAAUGUGGUCAACUCGUACUGGCAUUUCAUUUACAAAAUCGUUCUUUAGUUUUGGAUCUCCUGUGUUGACGACAUCUAUUUUGUUUACCAUUUUGAAGAAGUGUCCAAAUCUCAAGUCUAUUGAUUUAAAACAUGUGACUAAUUAUCUCGAUAUCAAAGCUUUGGAAAUAAUUGCUGUUUCGUGUUCUUUAUUGGAAACAUUGAUCUUUGAUAGCGGCGUUACAACUGAUUAUGCGAUUAAAGUUUUAGGACAAAAGUGUCAACAUUUGAAAAUUUUACAUUUGAACGAUUGCUGUCAUUUCGGUGAAGAGGGCUUUUGGUGGCUAAUCAAAAGUGCGACAGAUAUUCAACACUUGGAAAUCACUAAUAACUUUAAAAUUAAUGGAAAUUGUUUUAGACUAUUGAGUACUUCAUUAAAAUCUUUAAACAUAACUAAUUGUCCAAAGAUUAGGGAAAAGGGUUUCAAAGAGCUUAUUGAUGGCAACAGAAUGUCAUUGGAAGCACUUUCUGUGUCAACCGUUAACCAAAACAUUAUGAAAAUGAUUUGUUUGGGUUUAAAAUGUUUGAAAUAUCUGAGGAUUUCACAGUUUCCUACAUUAUAUCCAACUCAAGACACACAUACGACAGGAUUUUCGUAUUUAACUUCAUUAAAUAAUCUCAAAGUUUUGGAUGUUUCGGUAGAUUUUGAUGAUAUUAACGACGAAACACUUUUAUCUAUUUUACAAAACUGUUGUAAAAUUGAAGAAUUAAUUCUUGUAUUAAACAGAAGAGUAACCGAUUCUUCAAUUUCUCAAAUUUACAAAUAUUUGCCUCAUUUACACAAACUAGUAAUCACUGAUUCAUCGAUUACUAACAGCUCUCUUGCAUUGGUCUCGAAUCUCGAAGAUCUGACACAUUUAGAUAUAAGUGGUUCGCUUAAAGUCACUGAUAGUGGUUCUCAAGUUAUUGUCGAUAAUUGCAAAUCUCUGAAUUUAUUUCAAAUGAAUAGAUGUCCAGAAAUAUCGAGUGAUUUCCUUAAAUAUUCUCUAAAAGUCAUUCAAAACGAACCAUUGAUUCGCGAUCUCACUAUUGUUUACGACUGCAUCCGAUUUAAUCUUAAAAACGAAACGAUUGAUGGAAUCGACGAUAUGUUGAAAAGUGAUGACUAUUUCAAUGAUAACAACUGUGAAUCAAACGAAAAUCUUCUCGACUAUAACUUUGAUAUUGAUAAUCAAGAUUUAAAUUAAUAUUAUUUUCAACCCACACAAACACACACACAUACACAGUUACAUAUACAUUAAAGUUUGAAUUUUCCUAUAUAUUUUAUA